GGAUACUGGCGGGGGGAGGGGUGGGGCUUAGAGGAAGCGGAAGUGUCAGAGCAGGCGGAAGUGGUACUGCCCUGAAUACCCUGAACAGCGAGCGGAGGACGGCUGACAAACUCCCAUCGUUCACAGAAUAAAAUCGGGAUUCCCUGUACGCUCAAAAUACUAAAAGAUGGAUAAGUGCGAACUGGUGCAGAAAGCCAAGCUGGCAGAGCAGGCUGAGCGCUACGAUGACAUGGCGGCUGCCAUGAAGUCCGUGACGGAGCAGGGCGUGGAGCUCAGCAAUGAGGAACGCAACCUGCUCUCUGUUGCCUACAAGAACGUGGUGGGGGCCCGCCGUUCAUCCUGGCGCGUCAUCUCCAGCAUCGAGCAGAAGACGGAGGGGAACGAGAAGAAACAGCAGAUGGCCUGUGAAUACCGCAAGAAGAUCGAGACCGAACUCGAAGAUAUCUGCAAAGACGUGCUGGGUCUGCUCGACAAAUAUCUCAUUCCCAAUGCAUCUCAGGCGGAGAGCAAGGUGUUCUACCUCAAAAUGAAAGGAGACUACUUUAGAUACCUGUCAGAGGUGGCCUGUGGGGACUCAAAGAAGACCACGGUGGAGAACUCUCAGGAGGCCUACCAGCAAGCCUUCGACAUCAGCAAGAAGGACAUGCAGCCAACACACCCCAUCCGGCUGGGCCUGGCCCUCAACUUCUCCGUCUUCUACUAUGAAAUCCUCAACUCGCCCGAGCAAGCCUGCACUCUGGCCAAGGCGGCUUUCGACGAGGCAAUUGCCGAGCUUGACACCUUGAACGAGGACUCCUACAAAGACAGCACGCUGAUCAUGCAGCUACUAAGGGACAACCUCACUCUGUGGACAUCAGAAAACCAGGGAGACGAGGGUGAAACCGGCGACGGAGAGAACUAGAGCGCACUUCACUGUUAACCCAUCCCCACACUCUUCCUCCUCCUCUUCCUCCUCCUUUUAUCUCUCUUCCUGUUUCUUCUCUUCCUCCUCUCUUCGUACACAUAAAACGGCCCGUUCAUUCCCUUGUCCCACUUUUUUCAAGCCAAGCCUCCCGACUUCCCUUCUGUAUAACCAACAGCAUGAAUAGUACCUGAACCUUCACAGGCCGAUAUUUAAGAGAAAAAUAAACGAGGGGGGAGAAAAAAGAAUAAAGCGAAACUAUUCCAUCGCCCUGACCAUUACUGCCUCCUUCCCUCCCGCCCUCCCUCCCUCGAUCCUGGCACUCCAAUGCAGGCCAGCAGACUAAAACCCACUGGCCAGUCUAGUCUUAGAGCACGCAGGGAGGGUUUGUAACCACAAAUUCAACUUCUAGAGCCCACGUUCUCCUGUUAUUUUUUUUGUUUUUGACCCUCUUUGUUUUAAAUCUUUCUCUUCCAUUCCUUCCAUUCUUCCCCUCCUCCCUUCUUCCUAACAUCUCAGUACGUUCUCUCACCCUCCUCCUUCCCCCUACCUCCCUCUCACCACCUCUCUCUAGUGAGUUUAAUGCAUUUAUAUAGUUGUCCAUCCCUCCUUCUCUUUUUGGCUUUUCUUAGUGUAACUGGCAAAACAUGGCUGGUUUUAUUCCACUUUAAACAAAACGAUGACGACGAAAAAAAAGAUUAUUAAACUGUCCGUUUAUUUUCAACAAACACUGUGAUGCUUAGUUUUUCCUCCACCAUGGAAAAAAACCAAACAACCCAAUAUGGAGCUUGGGAGGGGGGGUGUUUGAACAGCAGUGCAAAUUCUGCUGAGGUUUAUACAGAAGGGUUAUCCUACAAGGCUGUAUUGUGACACUGACAAAUCUAAAAACAAAAAGUGUUUCACCCGCUGUGUAAUCAAACACUCACCGCUUUUGUUUUUCUCUAACCGGGACCCAAAGUUUUACGCAACACCAUUCUACAUAUUUCAAAUUCGGAGCUAAAAAAAUAGAUCAAUUAAGAUUGGAAAUUUAAUGCAUACAUUCCAUCUCCACACAAACAAAUGGGACCUUGAAUGCCCACUUCCCCGAAUCCACCUCCUGUCAGGUGCUGUUGACCAUCAGUACUACUGUCCCUUAAACCACAUGUUCAUUUCCCUUUGCGGUUGCUUUUUUUUUUUUUUUGUUUAAUUUUAAAUAUUUCUUUUGUGUGUGUGUGUUUGUAUAACAAAUCGAAAUCGCUUCUUUCUGGUUUUUGAAAACUGUAAAAUUGUAAAACAUUUUUAGAGCUUAACUGUAAAUGUGUCUUUUUGGAAAAAACAAAAACGGUUCGAUGUUGUUCGUUAACACCUGCUUGCAGAGAAAAACCUUGAAGCCGUUACAGUCAGCUGCUGUUUCAUCCUUUUGGCUUUUUUUUUUUGUGGUACUUUUUCCUCAUUAACACCCCCUUAAUGCUUAUUUUUCUGGACGAGUUUGGACUAGUCCUAAAGUUUCCACUCACUGCUAAAUGAGGAGAUCUGCCAGCAAGAAUGCAUGCCUUCAUUUACCGCCAUGUUAAUGUACCGCAGCAUCGAGUGGGGAAUUGUACAGUCUGUGGAUCGACAGACGCACUGCUUCCUCUUUCCCAAUAUAAUGAAAGUAGGCGUCGAUCGGAUCAUGUUAGCAAAUCAGGAUUCAACUCAAAAAUGAAUGAGUUAACGACAGAAAGAUGCUAAAAUGUGAUACUAAUCUGCUUUUUUGGUACAAUAACUGCAAGAAAAGUAGUUUUAAAGCUAAAAUUAAACACAAUUACAAGCUUUAAAGAAAGGAAGCGGUGGGUUUAAGUGUCACCUUUGGCGCAGUUGGGAGUCCACAACAGGUAUGUGCAUCAUAAGAGCCGAAUCGCAGCCAAUCGUGGAAGUGAGAACCUGUAAUUUACAAUCACGCUUUUCGUGAAAAACAAAUUACCUCUCAACUGCGUCAAAGAACAAAAGGAGGAGUGAACACUCGAUUGGCAAUUAACGGUACAUUUUCCAGCUCGUUUUCAGAUCUUUCCUAGCAGCAAAAAAACUGCCCUACCGAAACCGAGAUACCGUGCACAUUUUCAAACCCGAUGCACAUCCCAACCGGUGUCCGAAGCAGUUAUUUUUUCUUCAAACUUAUUUUCUUCUCCACUCAGUGUCACAAUAACCUUGUCAUUAACCAUCUCGACAUUCCACUCUGUAGGUGUAGAAGUCAUGUGUCUCAGUGUUUUUUUUUUUUUUCUUCAUUUGCUGGGGACAAAUGUUUUCAUGCACUGACAUUUGAAAAAGGUUAAAAAAAAUAAUUUUUCUCCCCUGCCGCUCUUUUUCUCAUUAGCCGAACAAAAAAAAGGCAGUUAUUCUACGCUUUCUAAGGAAAAAAAUGAUCCCAUGCAGUAGUGAAUGUGGCACCGAGCCUGUCUGUAUAUCUGGUAUCUGAAAUCAUUUUGUUUUUACUGACCAGUAUUCUGCUUAAAAUAAAAAGAAAAAAAAAAUAACCCAAAAAUAACAACAAAAAAAAACAAAAAAAGUUUGCUUCUGUGACGGUUUUAUUGCUUAGCGCGCACGUGGUUGUGAAAAUUUAGAGUUAGCUUAAGGACACCAACAAAAAUGAGAAAAUGACCAAAAAAAAGAAGACAACCCCUUGGAUACCCCGCCCCCACCCCACCCUGGUUAUUGACGUAAUACUAGAUUUGUGUAUGUCUUUUAAAAAAAAAAAAAAGUAAUUCCAACUCUAGUUUCACCUUACAUGUUAUAAACAGGACAAAAUGUAAAAGACAAUUUAAAGUGAAAUAAAGGUUUUAUCAGUUCCAAAUCA
Molecule: messenger RNA, 3713 nt
Organism: Amphiprion ocellaris (clown anemonefish)
Lineage: Eukaryota; Metazoa; Chordata; Actinopteri; Pomacentridae
Gene: ywhaba
Product: tyrosine 3-monooxygenase/tryptophan 5-monooxygenase activation protein, beta polypeptide a
Exons: 7
Coding region: 167-901 (244 amino acids)
Biological process (GO): signal transduction
Cellular component (GO): cytoplasm
Source: RefSeq, a predicted model, not a curated record